Cyclocybe aegerita is the source of this 699-nucleotide messenger RNA. The record is from the annotation of a GenBank genome assembly. NCBI's taxonomy places the organism in Eukaryota, Fungi, Basidiomycota, Agaricomycetes, Agaricales, Hemipholiotaceae.
AUGCCACCUGUUGUUCUCUCAAGUCCUGAGUGCCUGGCACUCGCUCGGUAUCUCAGAAACGACACGGAACUUCCAGAUAUUCUUAUGGCAGCCUCAAUGAAGAUUGAGGCAUGUGUGCGGCAAACACCUGCCACCCCAUCUUUUGCACCCUCUCCUUCACAAUUUCUUGCAAGUAUCAACGGUCUGGAUGAUCCAUGGCAAACUCCCCCUCCUGCUGACCAUUAUCCUGUCCAAUCAAUCUCUUCCAAAGCAUCAAAUUUUUGGGACAAGGAUGACGAUAUAUUUCCACUGACCCCAUCUCCUCAUUUCCUUGGUGUUGACCCAGCCACUCCUCGUGGCGCUCUCAGCCCCAUGUCAGACCUCGAAGGCGGUGGAGCUCAUCCCUCAGUACCCCAUUGCCCCAAAACCGUUGCCGGUUGUCACCAGACAGCUCUAGGGAUUGUUCAACUCAUGGAUGUCAUGGCCAUGGUAGCGUUGAGUCAAGUUGAGAGCAUGGAGGUUGAUGGGGCAGAUGAGGAUGGGCAGUUGGACGGUGGGGAGGAGCUGGAUGGGGAGGAUGACGAUGAAUACCGACCUGGGGCAGGAGAGGAAACUUCAAGGCUUCGUGGUGGGGCUGGGUCUGGCAACAACCAUCGUUGUCAUCGUUGUUGUCGAGGUAGCAGCUGCAACCAUGGUGGUGGUGUGGCCCCACCUCCAUAG